Leptinotarsa decemlineata (Colorado potato beetle) is the source of this 355-nucleotide messenger RNA. RefSeq lists its product as uncharacterized. The record is from RefSeq and is a predicted model, not a curated record. Lineage: Eukaryota; Metazoa; Arthropoda; Insecta; Coleoptera; Chrysomelidae. Gene Ontology annotation, molecular function: odorant binding.
AUGCAACUUGAGAAUGUUCAUGCCAGGGUUCUGGACCACGACGAAAUGAAAAAUAUCCACGAUGAUUGCCAAGCAAACCCUGAUACUAGAAUCGAUGAAUCCGCUUUGAGGUCAGGCCACGAUUCACCCAACAUGGGCCCACACACUUUCUGUAUGAUUUCUAAAUCAGGACUCAUGACAGCCAAUGGAGACAUCCAAAAGGACAUUCUUAAGGAUUAUAUCAGAAAAAAUUCACACCAUGACGUCGCUAAAGUGGAUGAAAUUGUGAAUGAUUGCGGAAAGCGCGAAGGGGCUACUCCAGUUGAAGCAGCGAUUGCUCUGAAAAAUUGUCUCAGAAAAUAUGAGGGGCCGAAUA